Messenger RNA from Eurypyga helias (sunbittern), 1109 nucleotides. RefSeq names its product TSEN2 tRNA splicing endonuclease subunit (gene TSEN2). Gene Ontology annotation, molecular function: tRNA-intron lyase activity; nucleic acid binding. The annotation marks the transcript as partial. Lineage: Eukaryota; Metazoa; Chordata; Aves; Eurypygiformes; Eurypygidae. The record is from RefSeq and is a predicted model, not a curated record. The transcript has 9 exons. Gene Ontology annotation, cellular component: tRNA-intron endonuclease complex. Gene Ontology annotation, biological process: tRNA-type intron splice site recognition and cleavage; tRNA splicing, via endonucleolytic cleavage and ligation.
GUGCUAAUGUAAACCUGCCUAUAAUUGCAUCCAAAAAGUACCAGUGUCACGUUCAGUGGGCUAAAAGUGUUUUGAAAGAGCAAGGAUUUGAUGACCGCUCGGUUACCAAAAUUCUUGAAAGUUACACUGAGCCGCUUGAGCUGCCAUUUUUGGAAGAGGGUGGAACUGAACAAACCAGGAAUAGUUGUAACAGGACGGGCCCAGAUUCAGAAAAUGCAGAGCUUCCCAGAGAAUCUUCUACAGAUACUGGAAAUGCAGUAGCCCUAAAUCCUGAGUGUUGGAAUGAAGGCUACAAGAAGGCCUCUUCGGCAGGAGAUCCAGCGUUUGAUCCUGUGGCUGUUUGUGGCUCUAAAGAACAGGAGCAAGGUGACUUGAAAGAGGGAGCUGAAGAGUCUUGCCAGAAGCAUGGCUGCGAGUCGAGGGAGAGCACUGAGCAAAGAUCUUGUGAGAUGGUCAGGUCAAAAGAAUGUGCUCCUGAGUACGUGCUGGUGCAAGAGGAAGAAGAAAGUAGUCCAUGUCCUGCAGAUGAUUCUGGUCACGUGCAAGAAAAUCUUGUCAAGAAGGAAAAACUAGUAUGCAGAAGAAAUCCAUUUAGGAUUUUUGAAUACUUACAACUCAGCUUAGAAGAGGCAUUUUUUUUGGUGUAUGCCCUGGGAUGUUUAAGUAUUUAUUAUGGUGAGGAGCCACUAACUAUUUUGAAGCUAUGGGAAGUUUUCAGCGAAGUGAAGCCCAACUUUAGAACUACUUACAUGGCGUAUCACUACUUCCGCAGUAGGGGUUGGGUCCCCAAAGUCGGACUGAAGUAUGGAACUGAUCUCUUGCUGUAUCGAAAAGGCCCCCCCUUCUAUCACGCAAGUUACUCUGUCAUUGCUGAAUUAGUUGAUGAUAAUUUUGAAGGCUCUCUUCGCAGACCACUCUGCUGGAAGUCCUUGUCUGGGUUGAACAGAACAACUGUUAGUGCUUCUAAGGAACUGAUGUUAUGCUAUUUGAUCAGACCGUCUGACAUGACCGAAGCAGAGAUGUCGACACCUGAAUGUAUGAAAAGAAUUAAGGUUCAGGAACUGAUUGUAACUCGUUGGGUUUCUUCCCGUGAGCGAGAUGAACUUUAA